Molecule: messenger RNA, 4255 nt
Organism: Oncorhynchus keta (chum salmon)
Lineage: Eukaryota; Metazoa; Chordata; Actinopteri; Salmoniformes; Salmonidae
Exons: 5
Coding region: 65-2428 (787 amino acids)
Biological process (GO): protein homooligomerization
Molecular function (GO): protein binding
Source: RefSeq, a predicted model, not a curated record
UCCCAUCUCUGUGGUCCAAUAUAGCGCAUGCGCUCUGCCUGAGGACUGCUACACAGACUGCAAUAUGGCGAGAAUGCCUGGCAGCGCAGACUGCUCUAGUGACACAGCGGGGACAGAGCGGGAGGAGCACAUGAGUUGCCCGGAGACUGAGAGGAGCGGAGAUGAGGAGGAUGAUGAGAUCCAGGAGGUACAGAUCACCGGGGUGGAGUUCGGGGAGGAUGAACUGGAGUGGGAGGGAGAGUGCGCAGACCCCAGCAGCUGCUCCGCUAUGGAGACAGAAGCGGUCCUUAUGCGUAGUACGGACCAGUGCAGCGGGUUGGGACCGGGAUCGGACCCUGGACUGUUUCACAUCCCCGAACUGGACUCGGAUCCGGAGGGAGACCUGCAGCCGUCUGACCGCUCCAGACUGAGCGAAAACACCCGCCUGGCUACCAGGUAUGCGGUACGGAUCUUCCGGGAGUACCUGAGCGAGAAAUCCCAAAGUCCUGACUUUGAAACUCUGGACAAGGAGGCGCUGUGCGCGGUCCUGCAGUCCUUCUACGCGGAGGCACGCUCUAAGAGCGGCCAGCUCUACAGCAAGUCUUCCCUCAUUAGCAUUCGUAGUUCUCUGAACCGCUACCUGAAUGAGCCACCGUACUGUCGCACCCUGGAUCUCACUAAAGACCCGGAGCUACGCAGCGCCAACCUGACCCUGGCCGCGGUCAUCAGAAAGCUGGAGGAGCAGGGUGCUGGUCCCGUGGUGCAAAAACAGGCAAUCACGCGGGCGGACCUGAGAAAACUCUACACCUCCAGUGUAUUUAACAUCGAUACGCCGUUCGGGCUGCUCAACAAAGUGUGGUUCGAGACAUGCAUGUAUUUCUGUACGAGGGGGCGAGAGAAUCAGCGCGAGCUGGAGGAGGAUUCAUUCGGCCUGGCCAUAGACGAGAAUGGGAGAAAGUUUAUCUAUUUCAAAGCACUGGGGCCGUAUCACAAGUCUCGCUCCGCGUGUUGGAAUAAAAAGAGACCAGACCCGGAUGAAGAUACUUUGCCGCGCAUGUAUGAGACUGGAACUGAGUUUUGUCCAUAUGCCAGCUUUGUUAGGUAUGUCUCGAAACGGAACCCAGUGUGCAAAGCAUUCUUCCAACGACCACGAGACCACUGCUGCGCAAGCGACAUAACAUGGUAUGAGAACAAAGCCAUUGGUAAAAACCUGCUUGGUACGAGGAUGCAGAUGCUGUCGCGUGCUGCCAAACUGUCAAAGACCUACACCAACCACUGCAUCGGCGCCGUCUCCAUAGCAACGCUCAACAGCAUUGCCGGUAUAGGGUCAAAGUUGGUGUCGCUUCAGAUUGCCUCGGAAAUAGUUAAUGGUGGCGUGCAGUCUCAUCUCCAGCUCGUGAUCCCGUACAUCCAACAGGUCACAGACACAGUGGAACUGAAGCCUCAGAGAACAACAAGGAAAGCUCGUGCUCUCUGCGGUUUUUCGGGACCUCCUUCUCCUAAGAAGCUCUGUGUGCGUCCCGGAGAACGCGCAAUGUCCCCUGUGGUCAUAGUGGACUGUACAGAGCCCGUGGACACCCGACCCCAGGAGCCCCACGGUCAGCAAUCCGCUCCUUUACUGACUGACGUGGUAUCCGCGCAGGAUAGCCGUAAUAGCAGCAUGGCCAGUAGGCCGCUGGUCUCCCAGUCCCCUGCCUCGCCACUGGGCUCUGGGGGUAUCGGGGGCAUCCCCACCCCCGCCCAGCUCACAAAGACCAACGCCCCUGUACACAUAGAUGUAGGAGGACACAUGUACACCAGCAGCCUGGCUACACUCACCAAGUACCCAGAGUCACGGAUUGGUCGUCUAUUCAACGGGACAGAGCCCAUAGUGUUAGAUAGUCUGAAGCAGCACUACUUCAUAGACCGAGACGGCCAUAUAUUCCGCUAUAUCCUCAACUUCCUGCGGACGGCCAAACUGCUCCUCCCUGACGACUUCAAAGAGUACUAUCUACUCUAUGAGGAGGCCAGGUUCUUCAAGCUAUCCCCACUACAAGCAGAAUUAGAACGCUGGAGGAGUGAGCGUGAGGCCAGGAGUGUGUGGCGUGUGUGUGAGUGUGUGGUGGUGCGUGUAGCUCCAGAGCUGGGGGAGAGGAUCACUCUGAGUGGAGACAGGGCUUUGAUCGAGGACGUGUUUCCAGAGGUUGGGGACGUCAUGUGCAACUCCAUGAACGCAGGCUGGAAUCAUGACUCUACUCACGUCAUACGCUUUCCACUCAAUGGAUACUGUCACCUCAACUCUGUACAGGUAUUGGAGAGGUUGCAGCAGAGAGGGUUCGAGAUAGCAGGGGCAUGUGGUGGAGGAAUAGACUCCUCCCAUUUCAGCGAGUACGUCCUACGCAGGGAGGGGAGGAGCAACGGACAGUGUGGCCCCACCCUCAUCUGCAUCAAACAGGAAGCACUGGACUAAGCCCUGUCCGGGUCAGGGGUAACAGUGGAUGAUUGGUCAGGAGGGGAGCUGAAAGCCAUGCCUCCAUCUCCAAGGGGACACCAAGAGAGUCUGACCUGAAGUUUGUUUUAAAUUUGUAGGGUCGUCGCUAGUUACGACAGUCACAAAUUCAUAAACCCCGCCAAAUUCUACAAUUUCUCUUAAAUUAUGUGAUUUUAAACAUAACCCUAACCUUAACCACACUGUUAACCAUAAGCCUCACUCUAACCUUAAGUUAAGACAAAAAAGCACAUGUUUUGUUUUCAUUCAUUUUUACUAUAUAGACAAUUCUUACUUUGUGGCUGUGGUAACUAGUGUAAACAGAAUUUUUUUUUUUUUUUUUAAAUGUACAUAGUCGGUGCUAUGUCUGUAAUGGUGAUCUGAUCUUACCUACACCAAUAGGAGCGCCGUAUAACUAUGACCUCUCCGCCAUGAACCAUGGAAGUCACUAACCUGGCAAUACGCAGCUAGACACUAGCUAGGUUUCCAUUAACUUGUACAGUCAUUUUUUGUUGACAUUUUGAAAGAUUACAUUGAACUGUCUUGUGUUAUAAAAACAGCUAGAUGUAAUGAGGUUGUUGAAGGGUUUUAAAUGAUACAUUUUGGCAAAUUGUGCAUUAAUAAAGUGCCCACGUAUCUGUUUCAUGUCUCAGGUUGCUCACAAAAGCCAGAAUGGAUAGAUUGCAAGAAUUUACUAAUAUUUGCCAUAUUUUUAUCAUUCUCAUGUGCCUACUUAUUGCCGUGGUCUGUGUCAGGGUGUAACUUGCACUAGUUAAGAUUUGAAACCAUUUCAUGGUGAAACUUCAAGUUCCAAUGUAAAGCAAUUCAGGCAUUGUUGAAAGUCAAAACAAUACUCUACUUGCAAAGAAACAGUAUUUUUUGUUGUUGGAAAAAUUGAUGUAGCAAGCAGUAGGCAUUUAGAAAUAAAUGUGGAGUGGAGCUUUAUAGUUACGCUAAUACGUCACACGCCCAGCGUACCUUUCUGAUUUUCUUUGCAAUCUUAAUUUAUUCCAUCAUCAUUUGUCACAAUAAAUGCACCCCUCGAAUGGAAUAAAUGUAUUAGAUCUUUCGGAAAAAAAGUAUCCUGCAACUGCCGUUUCCAUUACAGAUGUCACAAUCCUUUGUUGAGUAAACCUGGAUCAAUGGAAACUUGCCUAGUGACUGACACCUCUCUCCCUUCGAGCAGGGACCUAGAGCACACAGAGAGCAGCAACAUCAGUACUGUCAUAGUACUACUCGUGUUUUCAUGUAGGAUUAUUGUUUCAUAGUGUUAGAAUUAGAAUUCAUUCAGAUUCUUACAAUAAUGUAAAUAGUCAUAGAAAUGGGAUGUGGUCAUGACUGAAACUCAAAAAUUGAGAAACGGCACUGAUGAAUAUGGAAGAUUGACUGUUAAAAAGCACAAGUGCAAACAAGCACAGCCAUCCUUGUCUGGGAAAUCUAACCCAGCCUAAACUAAAUAGAUGAAAGGUCAUAUGUGGUUCUGUGAAGCUACAGUUAUUAUUAUGAGGCACUUAUGGAAGUUUUUCUUCUAGAAAAUGUUGUAAACCAAAAAUAUGGUUUUCCCAGUUUUAAGUCUUUAACUUGUCAUGAAAAUGGAAUUGUGAAGAGGUUCUUCAUGAGACUUCAACAUUUUAUAUUCAUCACAUUGAUAAAAGAGAUGUGUCUUGUUAGAGAUUCAAUUGAUGCAUGUUUUAUUAUGAUCAUUACAGAGCAGCAGAGAGGAUUUGAGGUCUGUAUCAAAACCGUCUCCCUUUGUUUCACUAGAGGAAAACCUGUAUGGAUGAAUGUACCACAAAAAUGUUAAUAAAU